AUGGCUAGUGAACCUUCGAGCGCCACUAUAGCCAGUGAACCUUCGACCAGCACUUCGGAAAUUCAAACAAAUACUCCAGAGCCUUCCCAACUCGAAGUACUUGCAUUAAAUUAUCUUCGAAAUCAAGAGAUUUCAACUAUUCCUAGCAGAAUCCCAAAACUCAAUCCUUGCA
Funneliformis caledonium is the source of this 172-nucleotide messenger RNA. The record is from the annotation of a GenBank genome assembly. NCBI's taxonomy places the organism in Eukaryota, Fungi, Glomeromycota, Glomeromycetes, Glomerales, Glomeraceae.